AUGGCCGAGACGAUGGUUUCUACCGUUCGGGCGCCUCUCUCUGAGGCUUCGAACCGCAUCAACUCUUCCUAUCACGCUCAAGACUCCCACCGGUACAAGCCUCGUUACGAUCAAUCCGAGGGAAACAGUGCUCCUCGCUCAGGCUACAGUCAUCCUGCCGCCUACUUUUCUGGUCGACCACAUCCACCACAGGCUCAGGCUCAGGCUCAGGCUCAGCGGAACGGCCCAACCACACAGGCUCCGGAUACCCUCAAACCUCCUCAGGAUGUGGAAGAUCAGCGACGACACUCAGCAGCAUCCUACGACUCUUCAGGCAGCGGCCGUAGCAAAAAGAACUACAAGACGCAUAUCGGCCCGUGGCAGUUGGGCAAGACGCUAGGAAAGGGGUCAUCUGCGCGUGUACGGCUCUGCCGCCAUACUGCCACCAACCAGCUAGCUGCCGUCAAGAUUGUCAACCGUCGCAUGGCCUACCUCGUCCAAGACAGCAGUUUAGCAGCCCUAAGCAAGUGGGACAACAGCCUUCCUGAUCCGGCCGAUGGCGAGAUGCGUGUUCCCAUGGCUAUUGAGCGCGAGGUGGCCAUCCUCAAACUCAUCGAACACCCCAACAUCAUGAAGCUCUAUGACAUCUGGGAAAAUCGUUCAGAAGUGUAUCUCAUCCUCGAGUACGUCGACCAAGGAGACUUGUUUACAUUCAUCAACUUGAAGGGGAGGUUGAGUGAAGAGGUCUCGAUUUACUUCUUUCGCCAGAUGAUCAGCGCCAUCUCGUACUGUCACUCGUUCAACAUUUGCCAUCGAGACCUUAAGCCCGAGAACAUUUUGAUCAGCGCCGAUCUCCAGAUCAAGAUUGCAGAUUUCGGCAUGGCUGCCCUCCACCAAACUGACACCCACCAACUCGCCACGGCUUGCGGUAGCCCUCACUAUGCAGCACCCGAACUUCUCAAGAACAGACAGUACCGUGGAGACAGGGCAGACAUUUGGAGCAUGGGCGUCAUUCUCUACGCCAUGCUCUCCGCCACCCUCCCCUUUGACGAUCCCGAUCUUCGCGCCAUGAUGAACAGGACGAAAAAGGGACAAUAUGAGAUGCCAAGUUUCCUGAGCCCUGAGGCAGAGGACCUCAUCCGGUGUAUGCUGCAGGUCAACCCUGACCGACGCAUCACCCUCAAGGAGAUUUGGCGUCACCCUUUGGUUCAGAAGUAUGCAUAUCUCGAUAAACUCGGAGACCUCAACGAACAGUUGCCCGACACACGUAAAGGGUUCCAGUACAACCCGGUACCAGCCAAGGAUGUGGAUCCCCAGCUUCUCCGUCAGCUGCGGUCCAUGUGGCACAUGUUCAGUGAGAGUGAUCUCAAGCUGAAGUUGACAUGCGAUGAACCUAAUGAUCAGAAAGCCUUCUACUGGUUGUUGCACAACUACCGAGAGAAGCAACUGGAAGACUUCAAGCCCGAGUUGGCUCAUUCCAUGAGCGACUACCACCACAUGAAGCCCAGCGUAUGGAAGAAGCGUACGGGUUCCUACGCCAGCCAGGCCUCAAGGCUUCGAAGUGGUUCAAAUGCACGUCGUGGGCGGAUGGCUUCAGUCCGGAACUCUACUACAGGUCGCCUUCAGUCUUCUCGGGGCUCAAUGUCGUCUCUCCACAGCAGCCGACAGGGAACUCCCAUCGCACACAGCCUACGACACAAACGAGGUGUCGACUUUACCCACGUGCGGAAGCGGUCGACCUCGACCACCAGGAACCGUAACGUUGCCACGCCGCCAUACGUGACUGAGCAGGGAUCGACCUACCAACUAGAAAUGGUUCGAUCACAGACACCUGAAGUUCCAAGCCUGCCCAGUGGCAUGCUACCCAAGCCGACACGCCAGCCAGAUCCUCAAGCCACCCCUCGGGCUAGUGUUGAGACCGCAAUUGGAUCGAGAUAUGCGUCAGAGAUCUUCAAGGAAGAGCUGCGGCAUUUCAGUAGCAACAUUGCCAAGGACUGCGAUGAGGCUUUCAAGAGUUCACUCAUGGAGGAGGACUCCAUCGCCGGUUCUCUCACUGAGCCAGACCGGACUACCUAUGAGUCGACGCCGUUCUCGUUGACGAUCGAUACUCCAGGUGGCUCAAUCACGGAGCUGGACGAUGUGAACAAGUCUUACAGUACUCGCCCGCUACCUCCUCUGCCAUCCCCGAUGGACGAAUACGAUGGCAGCUCGCUAGCACCAACGCCCAUGGGAUCUCGCCCGACUACAGGGGACUCGCACCUUGAGGAGCUGCGAGCAGACCAAGUCAAGGUGGCACAGCCAGUUGUGCUUACCAGACACGCCGAGCGGCGAGUUGUUUCAGCACCAACUUACUCUCAGAGACACAAGAAGUCGGCUGGUCUGCCAUCAAUCAACGAGGCUGGGGCUUCCAACGACAAAGCUCGUAUCGUGUCAGCGCCUCCACACACUCCAACCAGGAACGGAGGCCAUAAGGAUCGCGGCAUGGAAUACCUGAGCAGAGUCGAAAACAGCAUCCGUGUCGUGCACUCGCCAAGCGACCAGAGCCCCGUCAAGAUUCCCGAGCCACUCAACCCCUCGUCAUACGAUGUCCAAGUGGUGAUGAAGAAGAAGAAGUCGUCUUGGUUCAAGAGGUCUUCCAAGGUCGGAUCAGAACAUAGCCGGGAGUCAGCGGAAUGGCAGGAUUGCAACUCGUACAUGACCACUAGCGACGGUAAACGAAGCGAUUCCACCUCGACUGAAGCUCCUGCCAAGAAGAAGACAUUCAGCUUCAGCUUCUGGAAGAGCAACAAGCAGAGAGACUCGAUCAUGUCUAUCGGUGGACCCGAUGACAGAGAACCUUCAACUACGGAUGUACUUGCCGUGAGCAAUGAAACCAACCAUUUCAAGGCACCGCAGCCCAAAUGGCACGAAUCUGGCUCUGGGCCAGUUCGUAAUAUCGAGGUGAAGCAGAAUUGGCUGGCACGACUAUUCCGAGUCAAGCCAGCCAUGAGCCACCUUUGCAUGGCCAUCUCGAGAAAGCGAGCACGACAAGAGGUUACUAUCCUCCUGCGGGAGUGGCGCAAGUAUGGCAUUCGAGGCAUCCAGGUGGACAAGCAACGAAACAUUGUCUUUGCACGGGUUGCGGCUAAGAACUAUCUCAACCUGAAGGAAGUGUCAUUCGCUGCCGAGGUGAUGAUGGUGAUUGAGCAUGGUAAGAAGCAACCGCUCAGCAUCAUCCGAUUUACCCAAGAGCGGGGUGCGGCAAGCAGCUUCCACAGGGUCGUGGAUACGAUGGGAUUGAUCUUUGAGACCCGGGGUCUGCUUGUUGCGGACAGGAACAAGCAAAAGAUGAUGAUCAAGACGCUCAACUCGGGAAGUUAG
This is a messenger RNA of Fusarium vanettenii 77-13-4, 3339 nucleotides long. RefSeq lists its product as uncharacterized. Gene Ontology annotation, molecular function: protein serine/threonine kinase activity; ATP binding. The coding region runs from base 1 to 3339 and encodes 1112 amino acids. The record is from RefSeq and is a predicted model, not a curated record. The transcript has 7 exons. Gene Ontology annotation, biological process: protein phosphorylation; intracellular signal transduction. Gene Ontology annotation, cellular component: cytoplasm. Lineage: Eukaryota; Fungi; Ascomycota; Sordariomycetes; Hypocreales; Nectriaceae.